Molecule: messenger RNA, 1071 nt
Organism: Rhinocladiella mackenziei CBS 650.93
Lineage: Eukaryota; Fungi; Ascomycota; Eurotiomycetes; Chaetothyriales; Herpotrichiellaceae
Exons: 3
Coding region: 1-1071 (356 amino acids)
Source: RefSeq, a predicted model, not a curated record
AUGAGCAGUACAAUCCUGCCGAUCAGAGUCGCUGAAUCAUUCUCAACUCCUCCUCUUCCACAAUUUCCUUUGACCCCCCCGCCUUCCGAUCAAAGCUUGAAGACGCAGGACUUGAGCACCGGGAAAUCGAGAAAGCAGAAACAGGGAAAGCAGAAGGGGAAGCAUCAAUCAAGGACUGGACUGGAAGCUAUUAUCGAACAGGUCGAGAAGCGCAAGAUUGGCCGUGGAUUCUUCGCUGUCCCGUGGCUGCGUUUUAAGCUGUCCCCAACAGAGUUCGAGCACUUUGAACAACACUAUCAGGAAGACGGAUUCGUCCAGGACAAGCUUCGAUACGAUUACUUUCCGUCGGCCCACCUCUUCGUGCUUCGAAUGCCUUGCUUAGUACAUGAAUACCUCGCGGCAAGUGUUAAAAAGAUCUCACAACAACUGGAUAUGAUUGCAACUCGAGCAGAUUCCACGGGCGAAUUUGCUAGGAAUAUUGGAAAUUUGGCCUCGACUACUAUUCGUUUUAACGACCCCACGCUUAGCAAGCAUUCCCCGGACGGUUCAUUCAGACAUAAUAAAGCAAAGUAUCCGGGAGUGGUCAUUGAAGUGUCUUAUUCACAGAAAAAGCGAGAUUUGCCACGUCUUGCCGACGACUAUAUCCUUGGGUCAGACGCCAAGAUCCGCGCCGUUGUGGGGUUAGAUCUCGACUAUGGAGGCAAGAUGGCUACUGUGUCCAUAUGGCGACCGCGAAUUCAAGUUAACGCCGCUGGUGAGAAAGAAUUGGUUUCGCACAAAAGAUUGCCAGAUCAGGAGUUUCGCAGCGAGGAUGGUAACGAAAUCGGCGACCCACAAGCUGGCCUGCGUCUUCGCCUUGGAGACUUUGCAUCGAAGGUCUACGCCGACGGAAGCGCAUCUCUAGAUAAUGAGAUAUUCAUCUCUGCACAUGACCUUUUCACGUACCUCAAUAAAGCGGAGGGGUUCGACCGUCCAUUUGGAGUACGCCCAGACUACGAAUAUAUCGAGCCUGGAACUCGAAAGCGAGCCCGAGAAAGCACCCCCCCGGGAGGAGCUGGAUCAUGCCGAUGA